Molecule: messenger RNA, 1354 nt
Organism: Synchiropus splendidus (mandarinfish)
Lineage: Eukaryota; Metazoa; Chordata; Actinopteri; Syngnathiformes; Callionymidae
Gene: rbm18
Product: RNA binding motif protein 18
Exons: 6
Coding region: 219-815 (198 amino acids)
Molecular function (GO): RNA binding
Source: RefSeq, a predicted model, not a curated record
AGUAGAGCGAGCUACAACAUCACCCUGCGCCUUUUGUUAUCAGACGGUGGAGUGUUUAUCAUACAUGCUAGCGAAGUACAGCCCUUUUUGCAGGAAGUCGACAUAAAAUAUUAUGUUUUGACGCGUUUUUAAGAUUCCCGAACGGGGGAUCUCCGAGUGAAUUGGUAGUAGAAGAGGAUUUAGUCGUCGUUCAGAAGGGAGUUUGAAAAAGAGACUUCAUGUCGUCCGCAGCGGAGAGUGUGGAAAAUGCCUCCAUCAUUUCAGAGAGUGGGGCCCAUGAGGGAAACCGAUUAUGGAUUGGCAACAUCGAUCCUAAAAUCACAGAGUAUCACCUGGUGAAGCUAUUAGAAAAGUUUGGCAAUGUGAAACAGUUCGACUUCCUGUUUCAUAAGUCCGGACCUUUAGAGGGACAGCCGAGGGGCUACUGUUUUGUCAACUUCAACACCAAGCAGGAAGCUGAACGGGCCAUCCAGUGUUUAAAUGGGAAGCUUGCUCUUUCCAAAAAGCUGGUGGUGCGCUGGGCGCACGCACAGAGAUUUGAAGGUUUCCGUAAUGAGAAGACGAUGCCCACGAGCCUGGAACCAUCGAGUAGCGGGGCCUCUGACCAGUCUCUGACCAACAGCCACCUCAGUACGAGCGCAAAGAUCCGCGCGAUUGAGGCCAAGCUCCAGAUGAUGGAGGAGAAUCCAGAUGAUAGCUACUCGGGCCCCUCACCCUACGUUCACAACAAACCGCCAGAGAGGAAACGCUGGGAGCCUUACUCAAAAUCGCACCACCAUAACCAGAGCAGACCCUUCCGCAGGUUCAGGAGAUGACCCAUCACCACCACCACCCCCCACUUCCCUCUUGAUGGUGAUCACUCAUGCGGACACAGACUGAACACACCAAGUGGUUAACAGCAACGUUGGAAUAUAUUUUUAAAGUAUUGUCUCAAAUGUCUGUUGUCAGAGCAUCCACUUUCCUGUCUCCACUCUACCUGACUGCUAUGCAGGUCGGAAGCUGUCUCACCACUGGUUCUGUUAUGUUUUGUCCACGUGUUACAAUGUUCCUCUUUUGCAAAUAUUUAAAAUGAAUUUGUUUUAAUGAACAGCACAAGAAAGCUAUCCGGUUUCUUCGUUCUUGAUGAGCGUGCUGUUUUUGUCCUGGAGUCUCACCGCAGCUCAUUUUAAUUUUGUGUGUUGAGUUUUAUGGCACCUUUAUUUUUCAAUUGUGAAAUUCAAUAUAAAACCGUUUUUUUGUCAAUAUAUGCCUUCUUUUUUUUACAGCAAGUCCAUCAACAAUGUAACAUCCUGAACGAACUCAAUUGAAAAUAUCGUUCACCAUUUAACUUUAUGUUUCACAUGGUACUUGGAAA